Cryptococcus deneoformans JEC21 is the source of this 869-nucleotide messenger RNA. Its product is annotated as ribosomal large subunit biogenesis-related protein, putative. Gene Ontology annotation, biological process: ribosomal large subunit biogenesis. Lineage: Eukaryota; Fungi; Basidiomycota; Tremellomycetes; Tremellales; Cryptococcaceae. The record is from RefSeq and is a predicted model, not a curated record. Gene Ontology annotation, cellular component: nucleolus. The coding region runs from base 40 to 681 and encodes 213 amino acids. The transcript is spliced from 3 exons.
AAACAAUAAAACAGCUCACAUAAGCAUACACUAUCCACCAUGGCCAACCCACGACAGAGAAACAAGGCAAAGUCAUCCAGGACUCAAAAACCCAGCUUGAACGCAAAGAGAAGGAUGCACCAGAAGCUCAGGAAGGCGCCUCCUCUCAAGGGUCCCGAGGUGUUACAGGAAAAAUGGGACAAGAAGAAGACCGUCUUCCAAAACUACGCCGCCCUCGGUCUUCUCCCAUCUAUCCCCGUCUCUAAGGGCGCUUCCACCUCUCGAUCUCAGCGUGUCAAGCUCCCCGAAGUACCAGCCGAGGCUGAAGCCCAGAAUGUCAAGGUUGGGUUUGGUCGAAUCAUUAGGGAUGAAGAAGGGAAUGUGAUUGAUAUCAUCAUUGAUGAAGAUGAGGAGAAGCAGGAGGAGGAACAAAUAGAAGUCGAUGAGGAAAAAGAGUUGGAGCCUGUAGAAGCGAAGACCGAGGUCGUCAAGCGACUUGAGGAGCUUGCCGCGAGCGCUGCCCCUGUAAAGAGACAUUCCUCCAUGUCUGAACGAACGUGGCUUCAGCAGCUCGUUGACAAGUAUGGGGACGACACUGAGAGGAUGGCGAGGGAUCGCAAGUUGAACGUUUGGCAAAAAACUGAAGGCGAGAUUAAGCGGAUGAUAAAGAAGGCGGGUGGUGUCCAGAUGUUGAGAAAGUAAAAAUGGGAGAGUGUCGAGUGGAGUUGAGUGUAUUCGGCCCCACCAAAGGGGAAUAGAGCUUUAUGACAACUGUAUGAUCACUUGUAAUUCUUAGCUUUUGGCUUCUUCAUGCAGCAUUGUUACAUUUCCUCUUUGAAAGACAAACUGACGAAUUGAUAGCGAUGUGAAUGGUUGGUAUGCAUGCAGAC